This is a messenger RNA of Mugil cephalus (flathead mullet), 4448 nucleotides long. It is a transcript of the gene naa25, whose product is annotated as N-alpha-acetyltransferase 25, NatB auxiliary subunit. The transcript has 24 exons. Gene Ontology annotation, cellular component: NatB complex; cytoplasm. Lineage: Eukaryota; Metazoa; Chordata; Actinopteri; Mugiliformes; Mugilidae. Gene Ontology annotation, biological process: N-terminal peptidyl-methionine acetylation. Gene Ontology annotation, molecular function: protein binding; protein-N-terminal amino-acid acetyltransferase activity. Bases 73 to 2997 code for a protein of 974 amino acids. The record is from RefSeq and is a predicted model, not a curated record.
AAUCCUUUAAUCUUUCCCGAGGCAGCGCCGAGUGCGCAUGCGCGAACACUUACCCACCAGGUAAACUCCACCAUGGCGGCGAGAGGCCAUGUGCAAGACCCCAACGACAGGAGACUCAGACCUAUAUACGACUAUCUGGACAAUGGGAACAAUAAAAUGGCGAUACAGCAGGCGGACAAACUGCUGAAGAAACACAAGGACCUGCACUGUGCCAAGGUCCUGAAGGCCAUCGGCCUCCAGAGGACGGGGAAGCAGGACGAAGCUUUCACGCUGGCCCAGGAAGUAGCGACGCUAGAGCCGACUGACGACAACUCCCUGCAGGCCCUGACUAUUCUGUACAGAGAGAUGCAUCGUCCGGAGCUGGUGACGAAGCUGUACGAGGCCGCGGUGAAGAAGGUUCCUCUCAGCGAGGAGUAUCACUCCCACCUCUUCAUGGCCUACGCUCGGGUCGGAGAGUACAAGAAGAUGCAGCAGGCGGGAAUGGCCUUGUACAAAAUCGUCCCCAAGAACCCGUAUUACUUCUGGUCCGUCAUGAGUCUGGUGAUGCAGGCGAUUUCAGCGCAGGACGAAAAACUGUCCCAGACCAUGUUCCUGCCUCUGGCUGAACGCAUGGUGGAGAAGAUGGUGAAGGAGGAGAAGAUCGAAGCGGAAGCUGAGGUGCAGCUGUAUUUCAUGAUCCUGGAGCGUUUGGGGAAAUGUGUGGAGGCUCUGGACGUGAUCCGAGGUCCACUGGGAGAGAAGUUGACCAGUGAGCUGCAGAGCAGAGAAACCAAGUGUAUGAAGCUGUACCAGCGGCUGCAGCGCUGGCCCGAGUGUAACGCUUUGGCUCACAAGCUGCUGCUCAAGAAUCCUGAUGAUUGGCAGUUCUACCCCUCCUACUUCGACUCCCUCUUCCACCUCAUGGACCAGUCGUGGAGUCCUCCAGACGAUGGAGAGCACUGUUCCGAGGGGCCGGUCCAUCACACCGUGGCCGACGUGGUGAGGUUCGUGGAGGAGAGGAUAAAGGGGGAGGACGGGAAGGAGUCCAGGUCCCUGAGGGGUCCGUACCUGGCCCGCCUAGAACUGAUCCACCGGCUGAGAGGGAGGGGCUCCCCCGACCAGAGCCUGCUGGGUGACCCUCUGGAGCUGAUGGUCCAGUUCUUUGGGAGGUUCGGAGAUAAACCCUGCUGCAUCACAGACCUCAAAAUAUACCUCCACCUGCUCCCCCCCGAGCAACACGUUCAGUUCAUUAAUCGUCUGAGCGAGGCCGUCCCUCUGACCGAGCGUCAGGACGACGGCGGCGUCUUCUCGUUUCCCGCCGACACCAGAGCUCUUCAGAGGCACCUGUGUGUGUGUCAGCUGAGCCGAGCGCUCGGCCUCCAUCGCUCUCUGGACGUGGACGGGAAGCUGAGGCUGAUCUCUGAGCUCAAGGCCCAUUACCGCCACGGCCUCAAGUUCGGGAAGAACGCUCUGAAGACGGAGCUCCAGUUCUCAGACAUGUAUUGUCUAAUGGCGGCUCACGUUUACAUCGACCUGUGGACGGAGACCGGUGAUGAAGACAUGGCCUGGCAGAGUCUGGGUGUCCUCCAGGAGGGUCUGUCCCACAGUCAGUCCAACGCCCAGUUCAAGCUGCUCCUGCUCCUCCUCUACUGUCGCCUUGGAGCCUUCGAGCCGGUGGUCGACCUUUACUCCAGCCUGGACGCCAAGCACGUCCAACACGACACCAUCGGGUUCCUGUUAACCCGUUACGCCGAGUCUCUCGGUCACUUUGCUGCAGCCUCCCAGUCCUGUAACUUCUCCCUCAGGUUUUUCCACUCGAACCAGAAAGAUACCUCAGAGUACAUCAUCCAGGCCUACAAGUACGGAGCCUUUGAGAAGAUCCCAGAGUUCAUUGCUCUCAGGAACCGGUUGAACCAGUCGCUUCACUUCGCUCAGGUCCGUACUGAGAGGAUGCUGCUGGAUCUGUUCCUGGAGGCCGACAUUGUGUUGAGUCUGGAGGAGAGUGUGAAGGCCAUGUCUUUGUCUGCAGAGGAGGACGACAUCCCCUGGGACAGUAUGAGGGACAACAGAGACCUAACGGUGUUCACCAGCUGGGAGCCUAAAGACAGACAGCUGAGUGACGAGCACCGGCGUCAGUCUCUGGAGGAGGAGACCACGUGGCUGAGGAUACGCUCCCUGACGCUCCGCCUCCUCGCCUCGCUCGCCACCCUCGGCCACGCCCCCUCGCAGCAGAACUCGGAGGUGUCCAACGAGAACGGCGUCGGGGACAAGACGUCGAGCCUCAGCGGGCUCCUCUCUCAGCUCAACCAGACGCUACAGACAGCAGCUCAGACGGACACAGAGAGACGCACACAGUAUCCGUUCCUGGGCCCCCCCUCCACCCGUCUGGCCUCCGCUCUGUCCAGUGGAAGCUGCCAGUGCCAGGCUGCAGCGCUGCAGCUGUCGGUUCACCUCCAGGAGCUGGAGACGGCCGGACUCGAUGAGUCGUCGGAGCUUCAGACUCAGAUCUGUAACGGUUUCAAAUCUUUAGUAGUUCAACUUCAAGAAAUACUCAAUAAAUGCAAAGGAGAUUUAUUGGAGAUGAAGGAGAACAAAUUAAAAACCCGGCCGUCGUUAUUAGAAAACCUGAUCUUCUUUGUAGAGACGGUGAGUGUGGUCUUGUGGACGGCUGGUCACUGCGCUAAGAUCCUCCGGCCACUGAAGAGCAGCCUACAGAAGAAGAAGAAGAAGAAAAAGGACGUGAACACGGCUCUGCCGGUGGUGGUUUGUGGCUUCCAGGAGUUGACGGGGAGUUUGCAGGACCUGCUCUCCCAGACUUUGGAGCACAUAAGGGGUCAAGAGUCCAACGUGACGGCCCUGAAGCUGGCUGCUUUAACCCUGGAAGGACACACUGAGGAGGAGGCGUCUUUUACUAAAGCUGCUAUGGACAAGGUGCAGAGCAGUUACCUGCGCUCGUUACAGGAGGUGGGAGAUCUGCUGAGGAAGAGGGUGGAGACUUUAAAGAACCUCAAGAUCUGAUUAAAACGACUGCACCACCACCACCACCAUCACCAUCACCACCAACAACCACCCAAACCCUCCUUCCUCUCCUCCUCUCGGUCGUUCCCUGGAUCCUUCGACUCUCACUCUCACCUGGACUCUGGAACAUUUCAACUCUAAUCGCACAUAAAAGCUCGAUAGUAAAACUCACGUCGGUUAUAAGUGAAAACCAGGACCUUUUAAAAGAAAAAUAAAUAAAAAUAAAAAAAUAUAUAGAUCAUGUUAGAAGAAUCAAACAAAAAAUACGUUUUAGAAGAACUAAUAAAUUAUUGUACAUAGAGGAAAAACGCAAACUCCUCGACUAGAUGAGAAUAUAAAGACACAAUAAACCACUAUCCUGUUUGUCGCUCGGUUACGUUUCGUCUGUUUUUUGUUUUUUUGGUUUCUGGAAGUAAAGACACUUCACUCUGAGGACAAACUUUCUUUCUGCUGCUUCUCCAGGCACAGUUUGAACCUGAUGCACUCCUGGCUGCCAGCAGGAAAAACAAAAAACAACAAAGCCUUUAGACCGACGUUUCCUCUCAUUCAGCAGUUAUUUCUUUUUGUUUUGCUUUGUGCGUCUCGUGUGUGUGUGAGAGUUACUGAACCACCUCUGUCGUUGCAGUAUUAUUAUUAUUAUUAUUAUUAUUAUUAUGAAGAGCAAAUGUUGCAGGACAUUUUAUAUAAAGAAAAAAGAAGUUGACUUGUCUGCUGCUUUUUCUUUUAUUAAAUCCUAUGAAUAAUAGUAGAAGAAGAAGUGGCUUGUGGACGAGUCUGAAAGGAGAUUUUUUUUUAUUUUUCUUUUUUUUUUUUCCCAAGCGGUUAAAACUACAAAUGCACAAAUCAAAGCGGCUUCAUCAUCGAGAGGAUUUUCAACACCCUGACGACUUGUGAUAAUUUUUUUUCUUAUUUUUCAGCAGCAGCGACAUUUGCAGCAGUUUGGACCUAAUUUGUAAAUAAAAUUUACAGCAUCCUGUGAGGAAUUUGGCGCUUUUUUUUUUUUUUUUAAACGCAGCUGCAAGGAAAUGACGAUCAAGAUUUUUUGUGCGUGUCCUCUGUUUAUGUUUUUUAUUAUUUUUUUUGUCAUUCCUGCUUCAUUCGCUUCGUCCUAAAAAUAAAAAUAAGUACCAUCGGCUGCAGCGUUCACAAUGGAGCUGCACUCGCUUUCACUAUUUUUUUUUUUUUUUUUAAUCAAUAAUUUGGUGAAAAUGUGAUGAACUCGUCUCAUUAAGACAAAAAGACACGUGUGUCUGCUAAUAAGUGAAAUAAAUGAAGGCUGUCUGUGUGGGUGGAUCUGGAGAGGAGAUGUGCUCUUGUUGUGGUUCAGAAUAAUGAUUGACAAUCUGGAGCGUCAUCUCACCGCCAUCUUUUUGUUAGAAAAUGGAAAAUAGAAACACUGGAAUGUCAAAGCUUUUUUUUUUCUUUUUUAAAUAAAAAAAAGGUAAAUGUGA